Schistocerca serialis cubense is the source of this 3837-nucleotide messenger RNA. Its product is annotated as ATP-dependent translocase ABCB1-like. NCBI's taxonomy places the organism in Eukaryota, Metazoa, Arthropoda, Insecta, Orthoptera, Acrididae. The transcript has 23 exons. Gene Ontology annotation, molecular function: ATP hydrolysis activity; ATP binding; ABC-type transporter activity. The annotation marks the transcript as partial. The record is from RefSeq and is a predicted model, not a curated record. Gene Ontology annotation, biological process: transmembrane transport. Gene Ontology annotation, cellular component: membrane.
AUGGGGAGAACCAUUAUAAUACAAUUCAAAGAUAAGCCCAAAGGAAAGGGCCCAGAACCACCUCCACCAGUGGGUUUCUUUAAACUGUUCCGCUUCUCGACUACAUUCGAACGCCUGCUGAUGCUGGUCGCCGUGCUGUCGACGGUGGUGUCGGCCGCGUGCCAGCCGCUCAACACGCUCUUCUUUGGCACCCUGACGGGCGUCAUGGUGGAGUACGCGGCGCAGAUGAGCGAGGUCAUUGCCAGCGGCCAGACCCGGGAGGACGCGAGCGUGGCGUUCCUCGACGGCAUUCGGCAGUACUCGGUCCGCGUCGCCAGUCUGGGUGGCAUCAUGUUCGUCGCCACCUACAUCUCCAUCACGCUCUUCAACUACGUCGCCACCAGACAGAUUUACCGAAUACGUGACAUCUACCUGAAGUCAGUGCUACAGCAAGACAUCGGUUGGUACGAUAUGCACCAGUCUGGAGACUUCGCCAGUCGAAUGGCUGAGGACCUGCUGAAACUGGAGGAGGGCAUGGGCGAGAAGGUGGCCAUGUUCUUGCACCUGCUGCUGGGUUUCGUGGGCAGCCUGGUGCUGGCGCUUGUCAAGGGCUGGGAGCUGGCACUCAUCUGCCUCAUCUCGUUGCCCAUCACCAUGAUCGCCAUGGUCACCAUCAACAUCAUCUCGUCCCGCCUGGCGCGCCGCGAGCUCGAAGAAUACGCCAAGGCCGGCUCCAUCGCCUCCGAGGUGCUGGGCGCCGUGCGUACCGUCAUAGCGUUCUCCGGGCAGGCCACUGAGGCGGAAAGGUACGAAAAGAACCUCGUGUCCGCAAAGAACAUAAACAUAAAGCGGAGCUUCUUCACGGCUCUGGGUUUCGGCGUGCUGUGGUUCUGUAUCUACUCCAGUUAUGCUCUGGCCUUCUACUAUGGAGUGGGGCUGGUCAUCAAGGAAAUCGGCUGGAACUACGAGGACAAGGUGUACACCCCCGCCACGAUGAUCACGGUUUUCUUCUCCGUUAUGAUGGGUUCCAUGAUGUUCGGUAUGGCUUCGCCGUACAUCGAGGCUUUCUCCAUCGCAAAAGGUGCAGCCGCCAAGGUGUACAGCGUCGUGGACCGGGUGUCUCCCAUCAACAGCAUGUCUGAGGAGGGCGACAGGCUCAAGGAAGUCAACGGCAACGUGAGCUUCAAGAACGUUCACUUCGAGUAUCCGUCUCGCAAAGGCGUCAAGAUUCUGCGAGGACUCAACUUGACCAUCAACCGUGGGGAGACAGUGGCCUUGGUCGGCGGGUCCGGCUGCGGAAAGUCGACGUGCAUUCAGCUGGUCCAGAGAUUCUACGACCCGCUGCAAGGCUCGGUGGAGCUGGAUGGCCACGAUAUCCGGAAGCUGAAUGUUGGCUGGCUACGGUCGCAGAUUGGCGUGGUGGGACAGGAGCCGGUACUCUUCCAGACCAGCAUUGCGGAGAACAUACGCUACGGACGAGACGGUUCAACCAUGGAGGAAAUAAUAGAGGCAGCCAAAAUGGCCAACGCGCAUGACUUCAUUUCCAAGCUCCCGCAGGGCUACGACACGCUGGUGGGCGAGCGCGGGGCCCAGCUGUCGGGCGGCCAGAAGCAGCGCAUCGCCAUCGCCAGGGCGCUGGUGCGCCGCCCCAAGAUCCUGCUACUGGACGAGGCCACCUCUGCUCUGGACACCGGCAGCGAGGCCAAGGUGCAGGCCGCGCUAGACAAGGCCAGCGUCGGACGCACGACCAUCAUCGUGGCACACCGACUGUCAACCAUCCGCAACGCGGACAGGAUCGUGGUGAUCAGCGGAGGCUCCGUCGUCGAGGAGGGUCCGCACGACGCCCUCAUGGCACUGCAGGGCCAUUACCACAACCUCGUCACCACACAGGUCACCGACUCUGAAGACACUUCUAAAUCUCCAAAUGAAUCUGCAGGUAAGCCUCUUAGAGCCCGUCGUGCGCCGGAACGCCUGCUCAGUGUGCGCAGUGACGCAUCGUCGGCUGUGGGGGAGGAGGAGGCGGAGGAGCAGGAGAUGAACCCCGCACUGCGCGCCGCCGCCGAGAGGUACGCCGAGCAGCCGCCGCAGCCGGUGGGCGUGCUCGAGGUGAUGCGCCUCAACAGCCCCGAGUGGCCGCAGCUUGCCAUCGGCACCGUCUUCUCCAUAGUCGCUGGCUGCGCCAUGCCCGUCUUCGCCGUACUCUUCGGUGACGUCAUCGGGACACUCAGCUUGCAAGAUGGAGAUCAAAUGCGGAAAGAUACGAACCGCUACUGUGUGCUCUUCGUUAUUGUUGGCGUCGUCAUAGGAUGCAGCUACUUCUUGCAGAUUUUCAUGUACGGCAUAGCUGGAGAGAAGCUGACGAUGCGAGUCCGAAGCCUCAUGUUCUCGGCGAUGCUGCGCCAGGAGGUGGCCUGGUUCGACGACAAGAACAACAGCACGGGAGCGCUCUGCGCCCGUCUCUCCGGUGACGCUGCCAGCGUUCAGGGGGCGACGGGCCAGCGUAUCGGCUCGAUCGUGCAGUCGCUGGCGACGCUGGUGCUGGCGGUGGGUCUGGCCGUGUACUACGAGUGGCGCCUGGGGCUGGUCGCCGUUUCCUUCACGCCCUUCAUGCUGGCCGCGCAAGUCAUGCAGCGCAAGCUGGUGCGCGGAGAGACGCUGGGCCAAGCUGACGCCAUGGAGAAGGCCAUCAAGCUGGCAGUCGAGGCGGUGGGCAACAUCCGCACGGUGGCGGGCCUGUGCAAGGAGCGCUACUUCCACCAGCAGUACAUGCUGGAGCUGCGGCCCAGCUACCGGCUGGCGCGGCGCAACGUGCACGUCCGGGGCGUCGUCUUCGGCCUGUCUCGCAGCAUCGGCUUCUUCGCCUACUCCGCCUGCAUGUUCUACGGAGGCUCGCUCGUCGAAGCAGAGGGCUUGCCUUACAAGAACGUCUUCAAAGUGUCGCAGUCGCUCAUCAUGGGCACCACGGUCGUGGCCAACGCGCUGUCCUUCGCACCCAACUUGCAGAAGGGCAUCGACGCAGCUGCCAAAGUGUUUCACCUCCUGAGGCGGGAGCCCCGCAUCACGGACCCAGUAAAUCCCUCCAAGGAAAUGCGCGAGACGCGUGGAGAGGUGCAGUACGAGUUGGUGGAGUUCGCGUAUCCCACACGGCUCACCACAAUGGUGCUGCGUGGGCUCAGAAUGGAGGUACGGCCCGGUCAGACGGUGGCGCUGGUGGGGCCCUCUGGCUGUGGCAAGUCCACCUGCAUUCAGCUGCUCGAGAGGUUCUACGACCCCAUUUCUGGGAUUGUGUCCAUGGACGGAAGAGACGUGUCCUCGAUCCUGACGUCGGAGCUGCGUGCUCCGCUCGGCAUCGUGUCUCAGGAGCCCGUUCUUUUCGACAGGACGGUCGCAGAGAACAUCGCAUACGGAGACAACACCAGAACAGUGCCCAUGGCGGAAAUCAUUGAGGCUGCCAAGAAGUCCAACAUCCACAACUUCAUUGCCUCACUGCCUCAGGGCUACGACACGCGCAUGGGGGAGAAGGGCACGCAGCUGUCUGGAGGGCAGAAGCAGCGCGUGGCCAUCGCGAGGGCGCUCGUCCGGAACCCCAAGAUACUGCUGCUCGACGAGGCUACAUCUGCACUCGAUGCCGAGAGUGAGAAGGUGGUACAGGAGGCCCUCGACAAGGCGAAGGAGGGGCGCACGUGCAUCACCAUCGCGCACCGACUGUCAACCAUCCAGGACGCGGACGUCAUCUGCGUCAUCAACGAAGGUCGCGUCGCUGAGCUCGGGAAACACACAGAGCUGCUGGAGCGACGGGGCAUCUACCACAAGCUGCACAGCCUGCAGUCGGGCCGCCGCUCUGCAGAUGAUGAAGAA